CUCACGUCGUCUACCCACCAACAAUCUCUCAUCCCCUACCGCGGUCUCCACACACCCAAACACCGUAAACCCCUAUUCCCACACCCGUUCAUUACCCCCUACCAGCAGAAGACCGACCACCUCAUCAUACGAUCGAUUAACCUGCUCCUCGAGGGAGGUGGCUUGACAUGUCCGACGUUGCCUUGGACUAUGCCCUGCGCGUGGCAUGUCUCCAAGAGGUCAUAGGCAACUCGCGCAGAGCCUUGGCAGCAGCUGCUACUCCAGAACCUCCUGCGGCAGCUACUGCUACUGGAGGCCAUCGCCCUCAUGACUCCGUUGCCUCGUUUACACUCGACUUUGGAUCGCUCAUCGGGCGCGAUGCCAGCAAGUCACCGCGGUACCCCGAGAAGUUCAUCAAAGUUCUGGACGGGUCUCUCCAAAAGAUUGCCAUGGGCCAUGAUCCAAAGUACUCGGACCAGCGUUUCCGCCGCUCAGUCGCCACCUUCUGGUCUUCAAGUUGGUCGGACAAGACGUUCCAGCGCCAGCUAAAGGAGUCUCGAAAGCUAGAAGACCUCAUCCUAGCUUUCGUCUCGGCCUCGACUCGCGCGCUGAAGAAGGAACCUGAACUCGCAGAAGGCGGAUGGAAGAAUGAACUGAAUCCUCAGAUUCUCCUCUUCAUCGACCUGUUGAGUGACAACUUAAACUCCAUUGGAUCAGUCACAUCCGAGAUCCGCAACCGCCUCUCGACCUACCGAAGUGGACUGCAGUCGGAUCACAGAAAAAGUGUCGUUCAUCCAUCACCAGCAGCACCUACAGACAACACUACAAACAAAGCAUCCUCUCGACCAGCCACCGACCCCACCGAUUCUGCGUGCAUAGAGGCUGUACGUCGCUUGUUGUCGCUGGACAACGCGGCCUUUGAAGAGAAACUGGAGGCGUUGUGGCCCAUCUGCACCAUUCAGGCGGCAGUUGAUGAUCUGAAGGUUUUGCUCUCUCGUCUUGGAACCGACAACCCCGUCCCUUACGGGCCGUCAGACUUUGCAGAAGACGCCUCGUGGGCUGCUCACCGCGCCCGUGAAAUCUCCGCUCUCUCCGACAUGACCACGGACCUCAUGAAGAUUGACCCGCAACGGGAUCGUGGGUCAAAUCGCACGGAUAAAGGAGACUUGGCCUUCUCUCUCGACCGACUUCAAAUUGAUCACCGCACCCUCACCUUCAUUCCCGCGGACCCUCGCGAGGCGUACCGCUCGCUGCUUCGGCUCUGCCUCGAACACGACCUUCAUCUGCUGAGGACUCUUCCGGAGGAUCAAGAUGUAUCUCUGGGCAUCUUGUCGGCCGCCCACGCGAACCUCCUGGAACAGUGUGCUUUGCGAUGGAGGCUCCCGCCGUCGUUUCGUUCAUGGACGUUCCUCGACGCAAUUGAAGGACACUACGAACAGGGCGAAGUUCCCCCAGACUGUGUCUUUGAAGCUGUCGGGGCAGUUGGCCGAACAUCAGAGGAGGACCCAGUCUCCGAGUGGGCCAUUCCAGACCAGCAGGCUCUGCAGUCUGUGCUUCUGAACCGCAAUUCCUUCUUCCUCAAAGACAUUGAACUGGCGCUGAACACACCGCGUGGCUACCUGGCGCCUGAGUUCAGACAAGCAGUGGAUCAAUGGCAUACUCUCAACGUUGACGACGUAGAUGACCCAUCGUUGCAGCGAGUCCAACGCACCAUUUGCGACCGUCUGCGGCAACAGGCGUAUCUAAACUACAUCAACGAGGCUAGCGAAACGUACAACCACGAGGGCGGCAAAAACCGAAGUUUUGCGUUGGCCCUGGCAACCUGGAUCGAAUCCAGUGCGAAGAAGCUCGACAAGUGGUUUCCGGAACCUGUGACAUCCCAAGUUGACGUUGUUGCCCUUGUCCUACAACAGCACCUGUCGCUGUGGAUCCGAGACCUCGAAGAGGCCAUGUCUGCCACAGAGGUUCCUCGAGGGGACGCCGGCCUUGAUUUGGAGGAAUCCCUUGGAGUUUAUCAGAGAGCCCAAAAGCUUCAGCGUAUGGGCGCAUCGUUCGGAAUGGAUCCCUCCAUCUUUUCUUUGUCCGCGAUAUUCGCUCCCGUGGUUACCGCCUGGCUGGAUGAUACUGCUGUCAAGAUGAGGCAAUGGGCGGACAACGCCCUCAGCCUGGACAAUUUCACUCCAACCGGUCCGAAUGGGCACUCAUCAUCGGUCACAGAUUUGUUCGCGUCAUUCCACAGCGCAGUGGCUUUUGUUCUCGAUUUGCAGUGGGAUGAUAGGGAGGAACUGGCCCUGUUUGUCACCCGCCUCGCGAAGAUUAUCAGUUUGUCUAUCAAUGAUUACUGCUCGAAGCUUGAGCGGCAGUUCACGGAAGAGAUGACGGAGAUCCAGCAAGUCGAGUCUCUCCCCGCGACUGUCAAGCAACAGGCCUGGAUUGAGAAGGCGAAGAGCACCAUUGCUCAUCUGCAAGGGGAUCGCAAGCUCCAGGCCUUCUUCAACUUCUCGGCAGUGUCGUGUGUCAAGCUCAACAAUCUGGACGUUGCACGACAAGAAAUGGAUAAACUCUACCAGGAGAUGCGCGUGGACGAGUUUGCGUCCAUCGAUGUGAAUCAGCCGGUUAUCCCGCCCGCCGAACAAGCCUCCCUCUUCACAAUCAAAAUCGUUCAUGGCGAAGGAUUGGCGCUGGAAGGCGCUUCGAGGGCCCCCGAUACGUUCGUUGUUCUGUCAGACGAACACGGUAAUAGGUACGCCAAGACUCGCACGAUAUACGAUGACUACGACCCACGGUGGGACGAGACCUUCGACAUUGCCACCCGUCAAACAGCGUGGUUUAUGGUUACGGUUCGCCAUCGCACGCUCACUGGCAAGCAUGACCUUCUGGGGCGCGCAUAUCUCCGACUCGACCCUUCUCAAUACGUGGACCUUAUCAGCAAGGAUGUUCUCCUUCCCCUCAACACCAAAGGGCAUGUCCUGUUACGCAUAAGCAUGGAGGGGGAGCGUGACGACAUCCAGUUCCACUUUGGACGAGCAUUUAGAUGGCUGAAACGAACUGAAUCGGAUAUGGUUCGAAUGUUCGUGGACAAGAUGACGCCUGUUCUACGCCACACACUCUCCCGAGCGGCAAUCAGAUCCGUCCUGAAGCCUGGCGCGCCUGGCAUCGACUACAACGACGCUCUUCGCAUCUCCAAUGAUGCCCUUGGGCGCAUCUGGGCGGCAUCGAGGAAUGCUGUAGGAUCCUCCCAAGCAGACUACUCAAUCCCUCUACCCGCCUCCGAGAUCCCUCAGCUCAAGGCCUCGCCUUCCCAGAAGCGUGGUCCUUCAGACAAAGAGAUCGAAACUGCUAUCGACCCCUUGCUCGACUACUUUGAGACGAACAACCACACUUUGGCUUCGACUCUGUCACCGGACGCCAUGCAGAUGGUCAUGGCCAAGCUCUGGAAGCAGAUUCUGACGACUAUCGAAGCCCUCAUCGUCCCGCCAUUGAGCGACAAACCGAGUGACAUGCGAGCGUUGUCGGAUAGCGAGCUGGAUGUGUGUCUCAAGUGGCUAAAGUUCCUGCGCGACUUCUUCUAUGCUGCCGGCGACGAGAGCGGCGUCUCUCUCACUACACUUCAAAACGCAAAGUUUAACGAGAUUAUGAGUGUACGCAUUUACUACGACUGGAGCACAGACGACCUCAUGGAGGAAUGCAUCCGUGGAUUCCAGAACACAUUGAAGAAUAAGGCUAUGAAGCCGAGCAAGUCGAUCUUGGGCCAGAGGAACCUUGGCACAAUCAGAGCCCGAAAGACGGCCAAACGAUCAAUCCCACAACAGGGCAACAACACGGAGAUCAUCAUGAAGAUUUUGCGCAUGAGGGAUGGCACACAAGAGUUCCUUGCGCAACAGAUCCAAACUUUGAGCGCCGUCAAGUUGAACGACACUGGCAGCAAGGGAAGUCGCCGGCGACGCUAAGAGGCACUGGUUGGUUGGGACGAGGGCAAGCGGGACGUCUGUGGCGGGAGACACUAAUGUAUGUAUGUAGCAUACGAUCAGGCCUCACGAUUGGUCAUGCAAGUAUUUUCAGCCAAGGUGUUCUCACAGAGCACAUGGAAGUUGCUCUUUGGGCAUUGGGAUGGAGAGUUGACUUCAACUGGAUGACUUGUUGGGGUGGGAUUAUGGGAUGACAGAAAAAGGACCAGUCGACAUGAGUCGCACGCGACUCGAUUCGUACUCGUCUAGUUCUGAGCCAG
Molecule: messenger RNA, 4207 nt
Organism: Vanrija pseudolonga
Lineage: Eukaryota; Fungi; Basidiomycota; Tremellomycetes; Trichosporonales; Trichosporonaceae
Exons: 13
Coding region: 168-3929 (1253 amino acids)
Source: RefSeq, a predicted model, not a curated record